Phoenix dactylifera (date palm) is the source of this 988-nucleotide messenger RNA. RefSeq names its product ubiquitin-conjugating enzyme E2 2. Lineage: Eukaryota; Viridiplantae; Streptophyta; Magnoliopsida; Arecales; Arecaceae. The record is from RefSeq and is a predicted model, not a curated record.
AAUUAAUUUCAGCCCAGAAAAGAGCCCUAACGUUCGCCCACUUUGGACUUUCUAUAUCUUGCUUCCGACCCCCUCGUUCUCUCUCUCCCUCUCCUACUCCCUCCCUAUGAACGGGGACCCGAUCUGAUCUCUCCUCUCUCGGCUUACCAGUAGGAAAAAAGACGAGAAAUUUGCUUUGCCAGACGCCGGCGCUAGCGGUGCUAAAACGCUAGGAAAGGGAUCGGCGGCGGUGCUCGCCGCGGUGGAUUACAGGUGGUGAGGAUGUCGACCCCUGCAAGGAAGAGGUUGAUGAGGGAUUUUAAGAGAUUGCAACAGGAUCCUCCUGCAGGAAUCAGCGGCGCUCCCCAGGACAAUAACAUCAUGCUUUGGAAUGCUGUUAUAUUUGGCCCUGAUGACACCCCUUGGGAUGGAGGUACGUUCAAACUGACACUUCAGUUUUCAGAGGAUUACCCAAAUAAACCACCAACCGUACGCUUUGUUUCUCGAAUGUUUCAUCCAAACAUUUAUGCGGAUGGAAGCAUAUGCCUGGAUAUCCUACAAAAUCAAUGGAGUCCUAUAUAUGAUGUAGCUGCAAUACUUACGUCAAUCCAGUCACUGCUCUGUGAUCCAAACCCCAAUUCGCCUGCGAAUUCGGAAGCUGCACGCAUGUUCAGUGAAAACAAGCGCGAGUACAAUAGGAGAGUACGUGAGAUUGUGGAGCAGAGCUGGACAGCAGACUGAUGAUGGAUCCCAUCCCCUCUGAUCGACUGGUGCUUGCUUCAUCCUAAAGUUGUGGGAUGCCAUUUGUAGUUAAUAAUUGCACUAUAGAUAUUGUAUUCCAACUUCACCAGCUUCAUGCUUGCUGUCAACAUAUAGUUGCGUGGCUUUCAGAUAUGGACAUUUUUAGCUCUCACUUGAAGAUUCUGCUAAGUUUUGUGUUGUGAGGCAAAUAUUGACUGGACCAUUUGUUUCCAUCUUUGUCUAUAUAUAUAUAUAUAUAUUCCAUUGA